AGAGCCUGGCGAGGCGUCCCACCCUCAGUUGCUCUUCCGAUUUUGGUGUGUGAGUGUGGUUACGCUCAUCAUCGUCUGUCUGCUGUAAAUUGAAUUAAUGAUUCACUUGUAGCUAACAUGGAGUGCAACGCUACAAAACCCUAUUUUAAUAGUAAUUUCGUAAAGAAAAACGAUUUCCAGAUAUGCCAGUAGUAGCCUCAGCCCGCAUUAAGAGAAGAAACGCGUAAAUUUGGAUGGCUUUGGUUGUCGGGAAUCUCUUUGCUGAGAGUAUGUAGAAGUGAAUAAAAAUUGCCUUAUCUCCAAUGAAUGGCGUGUUAAAAAAAAAGAUAAAGCUGGGCAGAGCUCGAAUCGGAAUACAUCAAGUGAUCACUACAAGCGGGUAUUUCUUAUCAGCCAAAAUAAGAAAGCUGGCUAAGAAGGUGCAGAUAGGCAACAAGCUGGCAAAACUUGAAUGACAUCCAAAUAUCAUAGUACUCCUGUAAUCGUUAUUUUACAGAAAAUGAUAUGCUAGUCCCUAAUAAUAUAGCAAUGGUGCUACCAGUGAAAUUAUUAUAUAAUAUAGCAGGAUUCUCUCUUCUGUGCACUCCAAAUUUGUGUAACAUUAUCGGAGAAAAUAUGAUAAGUGAUAUUCCAGAAAAUAAUUACAAUUCAUCUUGUUGUGAGGGGUGCACUUCUGGAGUAAUGAAAUCUACAGAUCUUACAGAAGAUCUAGAAACCCUGAAUUGUUCAAUGAAAAAGAUCAGGACCUUUCCCGUAAAUCUACCAGUGACCUUACAAGCACUUAAUCUGAAAGGAAAUAACAUAUUUAAUAUUCCAGAUAAUAGCAUGUCCUAUUUAACAGACCUUCAAGAACUUGAUCUAUCCGCAAACAGGAUCAAAUCAAUUGGACAAGGGAGCAUUUUUGCGAAUUUACUCCAUUUAAAGUAUCUUAAUGUAGAAAAUAAUUUUUUGACUUCACUCUAUCACAACAGUUUGUUAGGACUUACGUCACUAAGACAUCUAGUGUUGUCCAAUAACAAAAUUACAUUUCUAGAAGAAGGCGCUCUGGCUGAACUAAAAAGCCUUCAGAGAUUAGAUCUUGACCAUAAUCUUCUUGAGUCCCUGUAUGAACACUGGUUUCAUGGCCUCGAACAUCUGCUCACUCUUAACAUCGCUCACAACCGAAUCCUCAAUAUCCCUGCGUCAGUCUUCCAAACUUUGGUGUCUCUGAAAUAUUUAUACCUAUCCGGUAAUCAGAUUUCAUCUGUACACCCAAGAGCGUUUUUUGGUCAGAUAAGUCUUGAAGUCUUAUCAGUGGAAAACAAUCUCCUUAACAAAGCCCCGACAGCUGCCUUUCAAGGUAUACCCAGUCUCAAGAUCCUUAUUUUAGAUAGAAAUCCACUAAGUAAAAUUAAACCACUGGAUUUUUCUCAUCUUGGCAUUACAGAAAUCAGCCUUUGUCACAUGCCCAAACUGAGCAUUGUUGAUGCCAAGGGAUUUUACAAUCUACUAAACAUUUCUAGCAUUCAUAUGAGUGAUAAUAAAAAGCUUACUUAUGUGGAUCCUCUAGCUUUCAUGAAUGUAGAUAACUUGAAAGUAUUACAACUCCAUGACAACGUCAUAAAAGGAAUAUCUCCGGAAAUGAAAUCUGUUUUGCCUAAUGGAGUUCAAAUUUCUCUUUAUAACAAUCCAUUUACAUGCGACUGUAACAUUCGAUGGCUUCGGCAGCUGAUGGAAGAUAGUUUCUCUUCAGGCGUUUCAUUAGUAAAGCCAGAGCAAUUAGUUUGCCAUGGCCCAGAGAAUUUAGCGCAUAAACUAAUCAAAGACCUUAACAUCAAGAGUAUACCAAGAGUAUGUGCUCCCACUGUCCUUAACCUCACACAGUCUGACACUGUUUCAGGGAGAGUAGGUGAGAGUUUUCUCUUGGAAUGUCGUUCUCUUGGUUACCCUAUGCCAAGACUACAUUGGGUAUUACCAGAUGGCUCCUUUGUUAACUCAACCCUCAAUGAAAUAAGACGAAGGUUUUUUCUACCUGGUACUCUUGUUUAUUAUCAUUUGCUACCCAGUGAUGGAGGCCAGUAUACAUGUUUGGCCCAUAACAGUAUUGGAGAUGCUAGUUUAUCCCUCAAUAUCAACAUCAGUGGUAUUGAUAUAUAUUUAUUCCCUAUACGGGUGUCUUCAAAUUUUAUAACGCUCACUUGGAAUGGUACUGAGCAUCAAACUUUUGCAUCUUACAAAAUAAAUUAUUGGCCAGUAGACGCCAAUGGAAAACGAUCUGGUCCUCUGGAAUCCAUGCCAGCGGGCUCUUCUGAUCAAAAUAUAGUCAUUAAUCGGUUGAAACCACAAACAACUUAUUACUUUUGCCUCGGGUUUGAAGAUAAAACAGGAUUUUUCUUAAAGAUAUCAUGUUGUUUAGCUAGCACCCAGCAUGAAGACUUUAUGUUGCAAGGGAUAUCAGGCACUUCAAAUGUUAUGAUAGCCAUUGUUCUCAUUAUUGUUUUAGCUAUUAUAGUGCUGGGAAUAUGUCUUGCUUCUAUUGUAACCAAAAGAUAUCGGCACAGAUUGUAUGAGGUUCCUGAUAAUUCAGAUACAUCUAUCAUACCUUUAAAAACCUUCGUCGACCUUUUCUACCAAGGUCUUGACCCUCAAAGGACAGAACACGACCAAAGCAAGCCUAUCGUGCAUUAAGCUUGCCCCCAUCUUCUCCACCAAAGAUGACCAUUUCAUACAAGUAUUGAGUAGGCGUUCAACAGCUAACAGAAUGAGAAGUUGUUCAUGUACAUUUUCACAUAGGUAUUGUUCAUAGUAAUAUUUGCGUCAUAUUAUUUAUAUUUUUUGCAAUAAACAU
Molecule: messenger RNA, 2827 nt
Organism: Macrobrachium nipponense
Lineage: Eukaryota; Metazoa; Arthropoda; Malacostraca; Decapoda; Palaemonidae
Product: leucine-rich repeat neuronal protein 3-like
Exons: 2
Coding region: 505-2667 (720 amino acids)
Molecular function (GO): protein binding
Source: RefSeq, a predicted model, not a curated record